Polyodon spathula (Mississippi paddlefish) is the source of this 1632-nucleotide messenger RNA. RefSeq names its product keratin, type I cytoskeletal 13-like. Lineage: Eukaryota; Metazoa; Chordata; Actinopteri; Acipenseriformes; Polyodontidae. The transcript has 8 exons. The record is from RefSeq and is a predicted model, not a curated record. Gene Ontology annotation, molecular function: structural molecule activity. Bases 70 to 1431 code for a protein of 453 amino acids.
GAGGGUGAGAAGCUACCAAGAGCUACUUUGCCUCUCUUAGCGCUCAUCUCUUGGAGAAAGACAGCCAGCAUGUCUAUCAGAAACUACUCCUCUCAAAAGAUUGCCAGUUCGAGCACCUCGUCUGCCAUGGGCAGCCAGGUGUUUGUUCGACGUGCACAGAGUGUGUACGGAGGUGCUGGUGGCUCUGGUGCCCGUAUCUCCUAUUCCACAUCUAGUGGUGGUGGUGGUGGAUUUGGCUAUGGAUAUGGCCUGUCCCUGGGGGGUGGUGGCGGUGCUGGUUUUGGUGGCGGUGCUGGUUUUGGUGGCGGCGGAGAUUUUGGUCUCUCCUUCAACGAGAAGGCCACCAUGAUAAACCUCAAUGACCGCCUGGCCGCCUACCUGGAGAAGGUGCGCACCCUGGAGACCUCCAACGCCACCCUGGAGAGGCAGAUCCGUGAGUGGAGCCAGAACCGCUUAGUUAUCAGCCAUGACUACAGUGCCUACUGGAAGACCAUCACUGACCUCCGGGACAAGAUUGGUGCAGCAAGCAUGACCAAUGCCAGGAUUAUUCUCCAGAUUGACAAUGCCAAAUUGGCAACCGAUGACUUUAGAGUCAAGUAUGAGAACGAGCUGGCAAUGAGGCAGUCUGUUGAAGCUGACAUCGCUGGACUGAGGAGGGUCCUGGACGAGCUGACUCUGACCAGAUCCUCCCUGGAGAUGGAGAUCGAGGGUCUGAAGGAGGAGCUGAUCUACCUCAAGAAGAAUCACGAGGAGGCACUCCUGGCCUUUCGUUCACAGGUGGGCGGGUCGGUCAAUGUGGAGGUGGACGCUGCCCCACAGCAGGACAUGUCCAGAGUCCUGGACGAGAUGAGAGCGCAGUACGAGGGCAUCGUUGAAAAGAACCGGCGGGAUGUGGAGGCUUGGUACAAGAACAAGUUUGACGAGCUCAACAAGCAAGUGGCCACCAGCACAGAAGUUCUCCAGACAUCCAAGACCGAGAUCUCAGAACAUCGGAGGACCAUCCAGGGACUGGAGAUUGAACUGCAGUCUCAGCUCAGCAUGAAAUCUGCGCUGGAAGGCACUCUGUCAGAAACAGAGGGCCGCUACGGGGCACAGUUGAGCCAUCUGCAAACGAUCAUCAACAGGCUGGAGGCUGAAGUGAUGCAGGUCCGAAUAGACAUGGAGCGCCAGGGCAAUGAGUACAAGAUGCUGCUGGACAUCAAGACCCGCCUGGAGAUGGAGAUCGCAGAGUACAGGCGCCUGCUGGACGGGGAGGAUUCAGGGAAAGGUUACAAUUUGCAGAAGGCUCAGACUGUGGUGAAAACAGUAGAGGAAGUGAAAGUCAAAGCACCUGUUGUUACCAAGACCAGGAUGGUAAAGACCAUGAUAGUGGAGGAGGUUGACGGCGUGGUGGUCAAUACCAGAGAGGAGAUGGUUGAGGAGCCCAUGUAAACAGCACCUCAUCGGGCAAGAAGAAGGGCAGCAACUGGUGGAAGCAAAAAAAAUCUUUCCCUUUUCUGUUAACUUGACCCACUGAAAUAAACAAAAUCAGUCUUCCUGAGAAUUGUACUGAAUACAUUGCAUGCCUAUAUUUCAGUUGUCCUCUUCUGCAAAUAAGUAAAUCAAUAAAUGGCUCUUUCUUGCAUUGCAAAA